Messenger RNA from Nasonia vitripennis (jewel wasp), 2502 nucleotides. RefSeq names its product N6-adenosine-methyltransferase subunit METTL3 (gene Mettl3). NCBI's taxonomy places the organism in Eukaryota, Metazoa, Arthropoda, Insecta, Hymenoptera, Pteromalidae. Gene Ontology annotation, molecular function: mRNA m(6)A methyltransferase activity; mRNA (2'-O-methyladenosine-N6-)-methyltransferase activity. The record is from RefSeq and is a predicted model, not a curated record. The transcript has 3 exons. Gene Ontology annotation, cellular component: RNA N6-methyladenosine methyltransferase complex; nucleus. Bases 288 to 1952 code for a protein of 554 amino acids.
AUAUAAGCUGCAGCUGCAUAUAUAUAUAAGGUAUCCAUAACCUCGCGAACAUACGGGGAGUGUAUAAACAACAAUGCGAUAAGCGCAGCGUGUUGUUGCUGGAGUGCAAUUCUAACAAACGAGAAAAUAUUUUAAUUCAUGUAGUUUGUUUUAAUCUUAAUUGUAAGUUUCACAGGAAAACUUAAGUGAGACAAAUGGCAUUUGUACGAUAUUUACAGUCAGAAAAAUUACGAACUCCAAAAUAGUUUUUGGAGUGAUUAGUGUUAGUGUGCAAAAAUAAUAAAAAUAUGUCCGACGCAUUUGAAGAAAUUCAAGCUAUCAAGAUAAAAAGAAAUUGUCUCAGGGAGAAGUUACAAAAGAGAAAACGCGAGAGACAUGAGUUGUUCACGUUAACCGCUGGAGCCUCUUUGUCUUCGUCACCCAACAGUGAGCCUCUCAGAUCACCAGGUCCAACUACGUCAGUAUCAUCCAAUCAUGCAGAGUAUGAACAGGAUGUGCUGUGUAUAUUACACGAAACCCAUGCAAAUUUACCUAUCACAUCAGCAGAGAUUCUGGAUCAAUUACGAAAGAAUUUGAAUGCUGACGUUUCACACGCUGAAAUAAAUAAGAUACUAGAGAAGCUCUCUUCCCAGGAAGUCGUGAAAAUCAAAGAGGUAACUGAAGAUGGAGUUUUUGGAUACACAAUUCUCUCAUUUGCUGAAGCACAGCCUUUGCAUGCUCAAUGUCUUCCAGAUAUUAUUGAAAAUGCAGAGAGCACGGAAUCAACAACAUCAGAAACAAGUGAUAACCCACCACCCGAUAAACAAAUGAAACUUGACACUAAAAGUACGGAGGAUAUUAUGUCACUCAUAUUAAUGCCAACAAUUCGUGAAAAAGAAAAUAAAAAAGUUGGUGAACAGAUCUUGGACCUGCUAUCGAAGCAAACUUCCAAGGAAAAAUCUUUAGCAGAAAGGUUUCGCUCUCAAGGUGGUGCACAAGUCAUGGAAUUUUGCCCUCAUGGUACCAGAGUUGAUUGUGCUAAGCUUAAUCAAGGAUUUGCAAACAAAUGUAAGAAAUUACAUUUCAAAAAAAUAAUUCAAGCUCACACAGAUGAAUCACUAGGCGAUUGUAGUUUUUUAAAUACUUGUUUCCAUAUGGACACUUGUAAAUAUGUACAUUAUGAAGUUGAUGGUUCCACAACUCAGCAGCAGCAAAAUAACGUCACUAUUGAUGAAACCACAAUAAACAAUGGUAAUGUUGAUAAGCAUGCAGCCAAUCUUAAUAUACCAGAAAACCCUUCAACAUUAGCCAAUAAGAAUAGUACUGAAUUGACUCUGUAUCCACCACAAUGGAUACAAUGUGAUCUGCGAUACUUGGACAUGACUGUAUUAGGCAAAUUUGCUGUUAUAAUGGCAGACCCACCAUGGGAUAUUCAUAUGGAGCUGCCAUAUGGAACAAUGUCAGAUGACGAGAUGCGGCAGUUAGGCAUUCCAGCACUGCAAGAUGAAGGAUUGUUAUUCUUGUGGGUGACAGGUAGAGCUAUGGAAUUGGGCAGAGAGUGUCUUCAACUUUGGGGAUAUGAGCGGGUAGACGAGAUAAUUUGGGUCAAGACAAAUCAACUACAAAGGAUAAUUCGAACUGGUCGUACGGGUCAUUGGUUGAAUCAUGGUAAGGAGCAUUGUCUUGUGGGUAUGAAGGGAAAUCCGCGAAUUAACCGGGGAUUAGAUAGCGACGUGAUUGUUGCCGAAGUCAGAGCGACGAGUCACAAGCCUGAUGAAAUUUAUGGGAUAAUUGAGAGGAUGAGUCCUGGAACACGGAAAAUUGAACUCUUUGGAAGACCUCAUAAUGUGCAACCCAAUUGGAUUACUUUAGGAAAUCAAGUGGAUGGUGUGCAUUUGAUUGAUCCACAGUUGAUCAAAGCAUUCAAGAAGAGAUAUCCCGACGGAAAUUCAAUGAAACCAACAAAGACAUAAUAUUUUAAAUGGGCAAAUUUUUUUCUUACUCACACAAUCACUGUGAUUUUUGAAAUUCACUUGGAUGGCUGCUAUAUAACUUGCAACAUAUUUUUAAGAAAAGUGAACUACAAGAGGAAAAGAAUUUUUAUCGAAUUAAUGUUUGUUAUAUUUAUUGAAAUAUUUAAUCUUCAUGACAAGGCCUUUUUUAUUUUAGUAUUAUUUAUAUAUGUUAUUUCAGAUAUUUCGUUUUAAAUUAAUAAUCCAAGUAGAUUACAAAAAUCUUAGUUCUGGUGAAGUAAUUACUGGAAUAGGAAUUUGUAAGAAUGGUGAUAACACAUUACGAAGUGAGAUAUAAAAGUUUAUUACAAAUCUUUGAUAUAUAAACGCUUGCCUAGAUGGUAUAGCGUUGUACAAAAUAUAAAGUAUUUUGUGAAAUAUUCGUUACAUUUAUAACUAUCUUUUAGAGACUUAAAAAAAGUUUUUUGUCAAAUCUUAUAUUUGUAAGAUUUGAAUUUUGAAGUGUGUGACUCGAUUAAGUAGUAUAAAAAUAAAGAAUAAGUUAUAUAAA